GGGCUGGGGCGGGGCCUCCUGCGGCGAUGUCAGGCCUGGCUGGCAGCUUCUGGAGGCCGCGGAGGGGCAUUCCGGCGUGGUCACUGCGGGGCGCCCGUCCGGCCGAGCCUUCAGGCCCAGGGAAGAGCUGGCGAGCGGCCGCGGGGCCGCAGUGCCUCCAGUAAACCGGGAGCCGGGGAGGGCAGGGGGUUGUCUGACCCGCUCUGUGCCCCGCCCCUGACCCAGCCUGAGUUGAAAUCAAGGACCAGCUGCCAUUUGACUCCCCACUGCCACUCUGUCCUCUCGCCUCCAUCCAUGGCGCCCCUGCUCACCCUGUUCCUCGUGGCCCUGGUGGGCCUCCCUCGGGCCCAGGCUCUGGACUGCCACGUGUGCGCCUACAACGGCGAGAACUGCUUCAAUCCCAUGCGCUGCCCGGCCAUGGUCACCUACUGCAUGACCACACGCACUUACUACACGCCGACCAGGAUGAAGGUGAGCAAGUCGUGUGUGCCCAGCUGCUUCGAGACCGUGUACGACGGUUACUCCAAACAUGCUUCCACCACAUCUUGCUGCCAGUAUGACCUCUGCAACAGCGCUGGCCUCGCCGUGCCGGGGGCCCUGGCCCUGGCCCCCAUCCUCCUGGCUACUGUCUGGGGUCUGCUCUAAAUCCCUGCCCCCCACCAAGACCCACUCAAGGACCGAGUUCUGAGAGGCACAGCCCCACCUUUUCACCUGCGUCCCCCACCCACCUGGUGCCCCCCCCCCCACCACACCCAGGACCGUCAGCUUCAGGACUCGGGGGGCUCGCGGCCUGGGGCCUCCUCCCAGACCAGGACUUUCAUUCUCAAAAGGUUGAUGUGGGACCAGCCCUCCCAAAGUUGUCUGGCCUUGGUGGGAGAGCUCGCCCCUCCUCUGCCCAAGGAGGGGGGUGUCUGGCAAAAUGUGCUGCUCGGUUGGGGUUCUCAGUUGGCUGAGGAACACUGAUUUGAGGGGACUUGGCCCACCUUCCUGGCAGCUGCCGCAGUCUGCCCAGUAAGGGUGUGGAGGGGUGGGGGACAGUAGGGACCCAGGAUGGGUGGGGGGCACCCUAGGAAGAAGGGCUUUCUGGAGGCGCACGAGGGCUGUCUCUGUGGGCAUGUGAGGAAGGCCUUUGUCCCUGUCAGCCGUCCCAGGGAGUAGUGCAGCGAAGUCCUGUGUCUCCAGGAAGUCCUGUGUCUCCAGGCGGCCCUGGGCAGGGGAGGGGGCGGGCCUGUUCUGAAGAGAGCCCUGAGGUCCCCAGCCCCAGAAGCCUGGUGAGAGGUUCUUCCCCUUCUUGCCAGGCCAAACCCUUGACCUGCCACAUGCCCCACCCUGGCCUGAGGCUGCAGGCUCUUGGGGGCAGGGCAGGCAGGCUAUAUUUGGUGGAGCCUGAGAGCUGACCGGGGGCUAUUUUUGGCAGGGAGAAGGUGGGGCCAAACAGCUUGGUCUUUCAGCCCUCGCCUGCCCCUUCACGGAGUGGGUUGAGCAGCAGCACCUAUCCGGUUGGCCUGGGGUGGAGGGGUGUGUGGGCGGGGCUGGGGGUGGGCGGCAUGUUCCUAAGAAGAGAAAGAGGAGGUCUGGGGGACAGAGGCUGGAGGAAGCAGGGUCUGAGAUUCAGAUGACCAGGUUCCCUCCAGAAUCCCGGAAGUCCCUCUGCACCUUCCAAUACAAAGCACCACUGUCCACACCCACUCGUGGCUGGUCCCCACCUGCUCUGGCCCGCGGGCCUGGCUGAAUGAGAGCCGGUGAGCCGGCCCCGGCCCAGAGGCUGAGCCCACCAGCCUGAGGGUCUCCAUGGGACCCUUCACCCUCUGACUCUGCCCAAGGGGAGAAAGAGAAGUCCUCCCCGGGCUAAAGAGCUCCCUCUUUGAUUUGGGGAAUGGUCUCCAGGUGCCCCCAACCCAGUGGGGUAUUGGGGACUCUCGGGGGCCCAAGAAUUGGCAUUAUUUAAAGGGUACCCAGCCUAGGUGAACCCCAUCCCUGGCCUGGUUUAGGAAACAAGAGUCACCCAGCAACAACAAUCCUGGAUAAGGGUGGCCCAGGAAACAUUGGCCCUCCUUCCAGUGAAGUCAGACUGGACAUGCGACAUUGUGGCCCAGGUCACACAGGGCCUGAGCGUCCUUACCUAACCAGUGUCCCCAGCUCAGCAUCUCUGGAGGGGCCCAGGAGUCCCUUCAAAGCUGGCUGGGCCCAAGUUGGCAGCAUUACAACAAAUGCCUGUGUGGUAGGACAGUCCCCGGGACUCAGAAGCCCUUGCCCCGAAGCAUGGCCCUGAUCGGGGAGCCUGUGCUAGAGAUUCAACCUGGAGAGCUCCAAGCUGUGAUUCCAGAUCUCAAGGGAUCAGGAUACCCGAGGAGAGCCUGGGCCAGCCUGGGUAGGGGUCCUCAGGCCGACCUGGUUGGACCUCCCAGUAGGUCUGGGAAGAUGGGUCUCAUCCUGGGCCAAGAGGCAGGAAGGAGCUGUACCCCAAGGAGUGUGAGGUCAAGGGCUCAGCCCCCACAGGAGACUUGGGUGUCUCCUCCCCCCGAGGACCGAUCCUGUGUGAGCCUUUCCCUGGGGAGGCUGGGAGCAAGCCAGACCGCCAGCCUUGACCUCCUGACUCAGUGGGAGAGGCUUGGGAGCCGUCGUUAAAUCGCUUGUGUAAGACCUUCAUCCUGGGCCAGCUGGCAUCGUAGGCCAGAGCUGGGAGGGACACGGGAUCAGUCCUCCCUCCUCCAUCACAGGGGGGAUGAAGUUAGAGCCUCGCGUGUCCCCCUGUGGGCUCUGGGGUCACUGAGAGCAGGGAUCCAGCGAGCUGGGCUUGCCAUGGUAUGGGGGUGCCCACACCUGCCCUCUGCACCCCUCUGCCCGUGCUCCACCGUGACCUGGUCCAAGGCCAACACCCACAACAUCGCACCAGGUCCCCCAGGACCAUGCCACCCCCUCCACCGCCACAGAUAGGGCUCUGCCUGGCCCGGAUGUCUCUGAAACCCAGCACAGAGCCCCCGGAAAGCCCUCAACCAAUACUGGGCCAGGCCCCAGUGGGAAAUGCCAGUGGGGAUGUCGCCGACGAGGAUGGUAACCCACAUCUGUCUGGUUUCCCUGUGGUCGUGGCUCUGAGCGCUCCACGACCACCUGCAAGGUGGAAGCCAUUAUCGUGCCACCUUUGCAGGUGAGGAAACUGAGGCAUGGAGCAAUGAUGUGGCGGCCCGCCCGGCAGGCUGGCUGGCCACCUCGCCCGACCCCCACAGGCCUGCCCCACUGCGCACUGUCUUCUCCCAGCAGCUGGGAGCUUGAGAGGGCGAAGCCCAGGAGGUGGGUUUGUAAACGGAAAACAAUCUUAGCCUGUGAAGUAAUUACAAGAGUUUAGGGUCAGGAAAGCUUCGCAGGAGAAAAGUGGAACCAGAGAUCUGAGAAGGCGUGAGGACCAGCAGCAGGGCGACCGGCCCGCAGUCUGUGUCCCAGGCUGUGGGCUGGCGUCGCCAACGGGGGAGAGCGCAGGGGCGCCAACGUGACUCCAGGAUCCUUCCGACAGAAUCGAGCACCCCCUGGAUGUGAAUAGAUGCUCGGGCUCCUCAGAGGUCUUUGUGGCGUCUCAAAGCAGCCUGGGGGUCCCUUGUGCUGGCUGUGCUGUGCCCCCUCCUGUGGCUGUUUUGUGCCUUGUCCUGGGGCACAGCUGAGAAGCUGGGGCUGUGGGCGCCCCCCUAGAGACACCGGCCCUGCACGGAGAGAAGGCGUCAGGAAGGUGUGCGUCCAGGGCUGAGGUGCCCUGCUGGGCGGGGGGCAGGGGGCGGCACCAACCGCAUCGUCAUCCCCUUUACAGCGGCUGGUUUGUUCCGUGAGCGUGUAUGUUGUUCUUGCUUCUAAACCUCUGGAAAGGGUACAAAGAAAGGGAGAGGCCUCUUUCUGCCUCGUGCCCUCUCAGUGCGUUUUGUUAGCUCCCACCACUGAACUUGCCGGGAGUUCCCCGUUCACAUCUCUGAGCCUCCGUUGUCUCACUGAUAAAAUGGGAACGACCGUCCCCGCCGAGCUGAGGCCUCGUGGGGGUUAACGAGGCUGUGGGUGUAAGUGACCAGCACACAGGAGGCCUCAGACGGACAGACGGAUGGAUUGACGGGUGGCGUCCCUUCCCUUCGUCACACUUCCCGGGGCCGUGUCCCUGUCAGAUGCUAAUGCUAACUCCUAGCCCUGACCCUGACCCUGACCCUGACCGGCACAAGCAUCCGCCUUCACCCCAGAGCUCCCUCCUCUGCUUACACUCUGCACCCGAGGGGUCCGCUCCAUAUCUCACGGAGUGAGUGAAUAAAUGGAUGAAUAAAUGUG
Messenger RNA from Leopardus geoffroyi (Geoffroy's cat), 4299 nucleotides. Its product is annotated as ly-6/neurotoxin-like protein 1. The coding region runs from base 295 to 645 and encodes 116 amino acids. The record is from RefSeq and is a predicted model, not a curated record. Lineage: Eukaryota; Metazoa; Chordata; Mammalia; Carnivora; Felidae. The transcript is spliced from 4 exons.